AUGGGAAUCUUGCAAGAAGAAACCAAGCAUGAGGCUGUAGGCAGAUCACAACAACACCAGCCCCUGACGCAACAACAGGUCUUGCAACACUUGUCCACACUUCAGACGCGUAUGGGUCAGAUGCAAUCCUUUGCCAAGGGGCUCUCAGAACAAGCGCAACAAGACAAGGUCAAGAUUGAAACCUUAGAGCAACAGUUGGAAGCUGCCAAGACCUUGCAGUGGGCCAAACAGAGAACAUCUCCUCGAACCGAAAAGAAGCAAAUUGAUCAGAUUCCAGAAUCGUCCAGGGCUGUAUUACCACCAAUUUCGACGCCACGGUUGCAGCAAAUACGAAAGGCUCGCCAAGAGCGGGAAGAGAAGUUACGAGUACAGUUUUCCCAUUCCUCGGAUGUCAAUGACUUGGCCAAGGUAGAGCACGAGCACAAUCAUGAGUUGGAAGAGAAAUUGCACGACUUGGAAUCAAAAUACAAGAAAUUGCUCAAUACAUCCCACGAUUUCGAAUCUGAGAAGGCCAAUCUAUUGUUGGAACACACUGAAUUGUUAGCGGACAAACAAGCAGAAAUCCACAUGCUGGAAGAAGAAAUAAAGGCUUUGGAAGAAUUGAUUGAGGAAUCCUAUCACGAUCGUGAAGCCUUGGAAGAGAAAUUGAUCAAGACUGCUAGAAAGAACAAUGAGCUGGAUCUCCAACUUGAAUCUUUGGAAGAGUUAUCCAUGGAUUGGAGAGAACGGGAGAAGAAAAUGACAUUGCAGCUUAUGCAAGCUCAUGAAACGAAGGAUAAAUUUCGGAUCAACCAAAUCAAUGACAGCCUCGAAGCUCUCGUGGGGCACGAAGAACAAGAGCAAUUGAUUCAACAGCUGGAGUCUAUGAUCGAAAAUUCGAGAGAUCAAGGCUCUAGUCGAAACCAGCCUCAAGUGCACGGAAACCAAAUGCAACGGGAGCGGGAUUGGUCAAAAAACGUUUUGGGCCUUAACCACAAGGUGGAAAGUCUAAAGAAGCAACUAAAAGAUCAGCAAGAGAACUUUCAUCAGGAAACUAUUGAAAUGGAAGUCGAACUCAUGGAUGCGGAAGAAUUUGUUGGGAAGCAGAGAGACAUGUUGGAAGCACAAGAAAUGGAACUCUUGCUGUUGUCAGAUGCCUUGGCCGAUUUGCAAAAUGAUCACCCAAUGGCACGAUCGCUAUCGGGAGGGGACCUAUUUGCUAUACAUGAAGACGAAUCCGAGGUGGAUAAGUCCCGCGAGGAAGACGAGAGUUCCAAGGAGCAAAAGUCAACUCGAAAUAUGGUGCCGCCGCCACCACCACCACCACUCCUAGACGACUCACCGAUUGUUCAGCAAGAAUCCAUUGAUGCCGAAAAAUUGGAGAAGGAGCAGGAAGAAAAGGAACUACAAGAACGCGUUAGGAAAGCGCACUUGCAAACACUGCAUUGUAAUAUCUAUAUUUUGUCACGAAAAUUUGAAUGGCAACUGCAACGGGGAGAAGAACUGGAAGCCCAAAUGGCUACAGUGAACAAGAAGUUUGAUGUCUUGGUUGCCACACUUGCGAAGAAGGAACAGGAGAUAAAGAAUCUUAAGCCAGCUCAAGAGCGUCAGACCAGCGAAAUCGAUGGCGUCCCACAACCCGACGAUAAUGAAAACAAGGAAUCGUUGACUCGGAAACUCAUGCGUGCUAGCAGUUCCAUUCGAAAUUUGCAGGAUGAGUUGAAGACAUCAAAGCAACGAACUAACCAGUUGGAAAGCGAAUUGCAAAAAGUGGCGCCCGGUAAGAAUGACACGCAGCCAGAUCCUUCUGUCGCAGAUUUCAAGUCGAAACUCGAAGAACAAACGGAAACCAAUGAACUUCUCAAGGAGUUCAUGGAGGACAUGAAAGACACCCAUGAGAAAGAGAGAGAAGAAUGGAAAUUGCAACAACAAGAGCUAAACCAGAAAAUCGAGCAGCUGAGACAAGAACUCAGCAGGACGAGCGGGGGCACCGCUGAUUCCUCUGUACUUUCACUUCCGAACGAUGCAUCGCCAAGCCCAAGAAGUGCAAUGGAUCGAUUGGAGACCACCACACCAGCAAAAAGUGCGCAACAGUUACUUCCAAUGGUCGCAUCACCACCAGAAACUCCCCUCAGAAAGGAAUGGAUGACAGAAAUUUCCGUUGUCAGAUCGGAAAUCAGUCGCCUGAAGCGAACUCUACAAUCCAAGCAACCUCAGAAUGAAAGCUUCUUGGGUGCUUUGAACGAGAGCGGCUCUCAACAGUCAGACGAUUACAUUUUUGCUGACCGUUCCGAUGACAACAUCAACAACGUUGAUGUCUUGAACAAGGGCAGUGAUGACGUCAGUUCCAAGUGGUACCAAGAAGUAACAGCACUCAAGGAAGAACUGAGCGAUUUGACAAUGGAACUCCGUAUGAGUCAUCAUCAUGAAAGCAAGGUGGCUGCAACACCUCCAUCUGCAGACUGGAAAAAGGGCCCUCCGGACCCAGUGAGAACUGGACCAGGGCUUGAUGACGCUUCCUCCGUGGAUUCCUCCACAACGGGUGGUUUUGAAAAUGAGAUCCUUUUGCUGCGAGAAGAAGUACAUCGGCAACACGAGGAAAGAAAGACUGCUGUGUCACCAUAUUCACCGGUGCCCUCUGCCGGAUCGACCUCUCCAAAUGGCAGAUCAAGUUGGGUCUCUUCAUUGGAAGACUCGUCCCUUUCUGAAUACAAUACAUAUUCUGAAAUAUAG
Cylindrotheca closterium is the source of this 2712-nucleotide messenger RNA. The record is from the annotation of a GenBank genome assembly. NCBI's taxonomy places the organism in Eukaryota, Bacillariophyta, Bacillariophyceae, Bacillariales, Bacillariaceae.